This is a messenger RNA of Anthonomus grandis grandis, 6639 nucleotides long. RefSeq names its product vacuolar protein sorting-associated protein 29. Gene Ontology annotation, cellular component: retromer complex; endosome. Bases 110 to 658 code for a protein of 182 amino acids. Lineage: Eukaryota; Metazoa; Arthropoda; Insecta; Coleoptera; Curculionidae. Gene Ontology annotation, biological process: retrograde transport, endosome to Golgi; intracellular protein transport. The transcript has 5 exons. The record is from RefSeq and is a predicted model, not a curated record.
UAAUGUCUGUCAAUGUUGGCAGUUAACAGCUGUAAAAUUAUUCAAAACAAAACUCCCAUUUCCAAAUUGCUGUUUUCUAUUAUUUUUCCUGUUGAAAAAAUACUUUAUAAUGCUUGUUUUGGUGUUAGGAGAUCUGCACAUUCCACACAGAUGCAGCAGUUUACCUGCUAAAUUCAAAAAAUUACUGGUUCCCGGCCGGAUUCAGCACAUUUUAUGUACCGGAAACUUAUGUACCAAAGAGUCUUACGAUUACUUAAAAACUUUAGCUUCUGAUGUACAUGUGGUCAGGGGGGAUUUUGAUGAUAAUUUAAACUAUCCAGAACAAAAAGUGGUUACAGUGGGCCAGUUUAGAAUUGGUUUGUCACAUGGGCACCAAGUGGUGCCUUGGGGAGACCCUGAAGCUUUGGCACUUAUUCAGCGACAGUUAGAUGUGGAUAUUCUGAUCUCAGGGCACACACAUAAAUUUGAGGCCUACGAGCAUGAAAACAAGUUUUACAUUAAUCCAGGUAGUGCAACAGGAAGUUAUAAUGCCUUAGACACGUCAAUAACUCCAUCUUUUGUGCUAAUGGAUAUUCAAAACACUACAGUGGUAACAUAUGUUUACCAGUUAGUAGGAGAUGAUGUCAAAGUGGAAAGGAUAGAAUAUAAGAAAAACUAAUUUAUUGCAUUUCUAUUGAACUUUAUUAAAAUAAGCAUUCAUAUCGUGUGUGCAGAAGAAGACUGUUACAUCUCAAAAUGUGUAACUGUUCAGGAGAGCUACUUAAAGAAUAUUAUUUUAUCAUUAAAUGUUCUUUAUAGUCAAUCACAAAAAUUAUGUUAAAGUAUGGCAUUUAGAUGUUACAUUAAGAUUAUUAUUAUUUAGUUUUUUUAUUUUGGUAAAAACAGGAAUAUGUAACUCUCUUGAAUAUUUUUUUCAAUGAAAUUUAAAAAUAUAGCUAAUGUUUUUUUUUUUAAAGAAUAUACAAUUAAAACUUUCUUUUAUAGUUAAAUAUUUAACAGAUAACAAUCAAACGGUAAGACAUCAAAAUAUCCCCAAAAAUGCUUAUGUAACUCUCUUUUACAGAAAAUAUACACAAAGGUAAGUUUUGUAUCAGUUUAUUAUCUAGUAAAAAAAUAAACAAAUACAAUAUCAAAGCUAAAUUAAAACAUUAAAAAAUUCUUAAGUCACUUUAAAACAUAACUUUGGCUUAGUAUUAACUUCCAACCUAAAUAUAAACAUAGAAUCUAAAAAAAAACAAAUUGCCGCUUAUCAAUUAACUCAAAGUUAAGCAAACACUAACCUAGGUAGAUUUUAUGUUUAAAAAAAUCUAGAGACAACUUAACAGAACAUAAAAAUUAAAAAAAAAACAUAAAAGUCAAAAAGGUUUCUGUUUAUACCUUAGCUAUACAGCUUCUACAAGUUUUGAAAAAAAUCCAAAUAGUACAUUGUCAUACACUUUUUUUUCUCAAUUACAGUGAAACUUCUUUAACUCGAAUCUUCAAGGGACAGACUAAAAAAUUCGACUUAUGGAAAAAUCGACUUACAGAAAAAAACGGCUAAUUAAGGGGUUAUUGUUUAUUAGUACCAAAAAAAGUAUUUUCUUCAUAUAAAACUAAAAUUUUGUAUGUUGUAUGUGUUACAUAAUAUGUAUGCAUAUCAAUAUGUUUAUAAUUUUUUUUUAAAGAAGUCAGUUAUUUUUUUUUUGUAUGAAAUUGGUCCAUUUUUCCUUAUCUAUAAAAUCUUCUAAUAAAUUUAAAGAAUUGUGUAUUUCAUAUGGAAUAUUUUCUCUGGAUAAAAUAAAACAUCUUAUCUUUUCAAUAGCAGAAAUCGUCUCGUCAAUUGUAGGUGUCGGAACAGUCUCACCUUCGCUUUGGCCAUCAUCUUCAUUUCCUUCAGGGUCUGAAACAAUACAAAACAAUUCUUACAAUCUAAAAAGGCAUAAUCUAGCCUACCUUUUUUAUUUGGAACAAGAUUUUCUAUUAUGCUUUCUAGGAUCUCUUUAUCAGUUGGAAAACCUGUUGUUUGUACAUUAUCAUCAAUUGUCACAUAGUCUUCAAAUGAAACAUCACUCAUGUUUAUAGCCCUUCUGUAUGAGGUCCACAGGGUUUUUAAUUCAGAUAAUGGAACAAGGUCAUCCUCGUCUCAGUUAUCAGCAUCUUGUUGAACUUUAUCUUUAACAAAUCCUGCUUUUCUAAAGCAAUUAGCAAUGGUUUGUUCUUUUACGUCCAGAGUCCACGUUUUAUUAAGAUCUUGAAUUGCGUCAAGUAACGUCACAGUUGUAGGAGUUGCCACUUCCAUAUGGGCUAAAACUUUCAUAACAAUCCGCUUCCUAUAAUGUUGCUUCAAAUUUUUUAUAAUUCCUUGAUCCAUGGGUUGUAAGAUUGACGUAAGGUUAGGCGGAAAAUAUUCAAGUUUAAUAUUUUUUAACUUAGAUUCAACAGACUUGGGAUGUGCAGGACAAUUAUCAACGAAUAGUAAAACUUUUCUUCUUUGGGCUGCAAAUUUCUUAUCAAGCUUUAAUAGCCAUUUUUCAUAAAUCUCACUUGUCAUCCAUGCUUUUUUAUUAAACUCAUAGUCCACUGCAAAUGAUUUAAUGCCCUUAAAACAACGUGGAUUCUUUGACUUACCAAUGAUUAGCAACCUAAGCUUUUUAGUCCCACUCAUAUUACUUCCAACCAUAACUGUAAUUUCGUUCCUUGCUGUUUUUGCCACCAUGGCAUUUUUGUCCUUUAAAUGCUAGUGUUUUGUUGGGUAAACAUUUAAAGAAAACUCCUGUUUCAUCAGCAUUAAAAAUGUCAUCCUUAUCAUAUUGACCGAUCAGAGUGGGCAAUACAUUCUUUUGCCAUUCUUCACAAGACGCCAAAUCUGCAGAAGCACUUUCACCACAUAAAGACAUUUGAACGAUGUUAUGCCUAGUUUUAAACUUAUCUAACCAUCCUAUGCUAGCUGCAAAAUCGUCCCGCCCCAAAGCAGUUGCAAACUCCUUAGCUUUUUCUCUUAUAAGAGUUCCAGAUAGAGGGAGAUUUUUAUUUCGUGCCGUAGUAACCCACUUAAGCAUUGCUUCAUCAAUAUCUUCAUUCACACAAGGUGUAAGCCUUCUCCUCUUACAGUUUGAAGCGUAAUCAUCUUUUUUCUCUAAAAGUCUAUCCUUGUUUUUUAGGAUCGUUGACAGAGUAUUGGGUGGUAUCCCAAACUGUUCGGCAAUAUCCUUCUUUUUCUUUUCACCUUUUUCCACUUCAGCAAUUAAUUUCAAUUUCUCACAUAAUGGUAAGCACUUUAAAUUUCUCUUAGCCAUAAUUAUUUUUAAUAAAAACACAUUGUCUUAAUUCGCAUACGCACCAAAAAACUAUAACCACAAAACCGCCACGUCGCGAUGAGAGCCUUUUUCCGUUUGAACUAACAAAAAGAAAAAUGAUACAAUAGCAAAUCCAUGUAACAAACAGAUUUUUUCCUAGAAAAAUGUCUGUACUUUCCCGCAAAAUUCGAGUUAGCCAUCGGCAAUGCGUUAAACGUUAUUUCGACUUAUAGAAAAAUUCGAGAUAGAGAAAUUCGACUUAUAGAGAUAAAAUAUCAUAUAAACUUGAUGAUACCUUUUUUGGUAGUAUAAAAUAUUCGAAUUAGGGAAUAUUUCGAGAUAAAGAAGCUCGAAUUAGAGGAGUUUUAUUGUAGGCCUAAUAAUCCUUUUUUCUUGGCAUCAGAAAUUCCUGGUUUUCUAGAAUAUGCGUUUUGCAGUUUAAUGUUAUCAAAAUUUAUGAUUUUCCUUUCACUUAUCGUAUAUCGUUUCACUUUCCGUAUAAUUUUUAAAUCAUUAAACCUAACAUUUUGGGGAUUUGCAAACAGAUCGGCAGAAAGUUUUUUUAUAUCAAGCAUGUCCUUAAAACAAAGUUCAUUAACCUUAUAAGAUUUUUUUGUUUUUUUAGCAUUUCUUAUACUUAUGUAUUGUUCGGGUACAUAAAUAGGGUUGGCUUUUUUAAAUUUUGUAAUUUCUGACUCAAUUCUAGCAUGAACACUAUCACCUUCACUUUGACUGUGUCCCUUAAUUAAAAAUUUAUGUCUUAUGGAAUUAAUAUUCAAUUUAUUUACUGCAAAGAUGUAAAGAGCUAAAAUAAAUUUGUUUUUAUUUUGUCCCGGACAAUUAUCCGAGUAAAAUAUUACAUCUAGAUUUUCUGAGUGUUCUUGAGUUAAGCCUUCUAAAUAUUUCAAAAUGCAAGUCCCAAUAUCAUUGGCUCCUCUUAAGCAUUGGCCUUCAUGCCAUACAUAACAAGUACCUUCGGUUUCUUUUAUAUCAAAAAUGGUCAAAUUGAAUACAUUUAGUUUAGAAACAUAGUAAAAAGAAUUUGCUUGUCCCGUUGGACAUGGUAAAACUUUUUAGAGAUCGUACACUAACACUUUUACAUUACCGUCCAUAUUCUGCUUCUCUAAUCUGCUUAGCUCUUUCUCUUGUAUAUCCCGAUUAUACUUUUCUUCUAAUAUCUUCCUUUCUUCAUCUGUUGCAUUUUGAUAUUCAAUACAGAGCUCGGCACUGAUCUUUUUUUGGCAAAUGGAAUGCAAUAUUAUAUUCUUCAUUAAAUAUUUUGCUAUAAAGCUGGUAGUUUCCAAAAUCUUGAUUUUUUCUUUGCUCAGACUUACAUAGUCCCUGUGAAUAUCCAUUAAACUUUUUCCUCCUUCUAUAUACUCUUUGGUUGUUCUGCUUCGACAGUAAUGACUGUCAAUUCUAGGUAUUGAAUUAAUAUGGUUUCUUAUUUGGGUUUUAAUUUCAUCGCUUAUCUUUUUAUGAUUUUGGUGCCUCCCUCUUUUGUCUGUCUCAAUCACUGUCCCACUUUUGCAGCUUUUUUGUUUUUUUAGUACCGUCUGAAUUGUUCUGUUGUUUAUGGCUAACGUUGCCAUAAAAAAUUUUUUACAAACACGUACCUUUGUGCUUGAUAUAAAAUGGAAUGCAUUAUUCGGGUUUCUAGGCUGUUCAGUAUUGCUAUACUUAUAUUUUGGAUUUAUUGACGUCAUGUUAGAUAAAAUGUAUUUUCGUUGCUUAUUAAUAUCUCCGAGACUAUAAUAUUCAUUAAAAAUAUGUAAUCGUUGUUCCUCCAAAAUUUUAAUAUAGCAUUUCAAACGACAUUUCUCAUUGCAAGGUAACUGAAUGGAUUUUUGCGGAUGUUCUCUUUGCAUUUUAAUUUUUGUUCCAUCUUCAUUUUUUUUUAUUUGUGUGGAAACUUAAGCUUUUCCUGUAUUCCUUAAUAUUUUUGUUUGAUUUUUUUUUCCAUAAUAAUACAUUUUUCUUUUGCCCAUUUGUUUUAUUUCAGUCUCAUUUAUAAGUUUUCGUUUUUUUGGUUGAUGGAUAUUCUCUUCUUCCGAUGUAUCAGAAUUAUUUGGCGAGUUUGUAUUCUCGUAUAAUGAAUCCUUUACACUAUCAUCUGAUCCAAAUGGAUCAUGUUCCUCAUCAGAUUCUGAUGAAGAUGAUGUCGAUGAUGAGUCAGAUGAAUUCGAUGAUGAACUGCUUGAAGAGGUUGACGAGCGUCGCACUGAGGUUCCUAAAAGAAAUAAUUAAAACCAAAAUAUUUAAUCUUUAUUUUUUUACCUUGGAAAAACGUAUUAGUUUUGAUUUUGAGUGCCAACAUCACUACUAUCCUGGUUCUGAAUUUCUUUAAAAUGAAAAUCUAUAUUUUCUAAGAAUUUGGAAAUAGUAAAAUUUAGUUUUAUAGUUAUUAAGUAUUUGCAUAUUCUAUACCUUCAAAAUCAGUUGCUGUGAUUGUAUCUUCUUCUGAAAUAUUUGAUAUGAUUGUUUUAUCUUGAUAAACACACGAUGAUGAACUGCUCGCAGAUGGUAUUGAUAAGCAGGACAGUAAAGAUUCUAGAAGAUAAAUUAAAUAGAAACACCUAUAUAGUCUAAAUUAAUUUUUUUUUUUUGUUACCUUGCAAGGGAACAGAUUUUUAAAAAGAGCUGAACUGCUGACCCUGUUUAUAGAUUUGUGAUGUUUCUUCAGAUUGACAGUUUUCUUUUUCUUAAAAAUAGAAAUUUAUCUAAUUAAGCUUUACGGCUAUUGCCUAUUUACUAUUCUACCUUCGAAGUCCGCCGAUAUGAGCUGAUUUUCUUUUGAAGUAUUUGUUGUAUUUCAUCUUCUUGAAUAUUUGUUACCAUUUUUAAAAUGCGCAAGCUUCGAUUUUCAUACGUUCCAGUCAUUUUAAUCUGCAAAUAAAUUACAACAUAAAUUAUUUUUAUAGGGGUAAACAAAAACGCGAAAAACAGUAUUCAGACAGCACGAAUACGUGCUAAAAAGAUGUAUACUACAACUGUAUACUAUACACUGCAAUGACGUAUUAUUAUCGAACGUAUUUAAUUAAGAUUUGCUUAAGCUGAUCGCAAUGUUACGUCAUAGCAAACACUAAGGAUGUGACGUAACUGUUUCAACGAUCCAAUUAAAUAAUAUACCUUACUUACAAACAUGCAGUAUAUUUUCUUAAUUGAGGCAAAGGGUUUUGCGUAAAAGAAUUUAAACUCAUUUGAUGGAUUAACAAAGACAAAAAACUUCGAAACCGCCUAAAGAUAUACAUAACAACGCCGUAAGCUGUUAUGUUUGAGUAGCAGAAAUAGUAAAAUCUUGUAAAAAAAGUAACAAUUGAAAAAUUAUCCCUUUUAUUUCACUUUGUAUGUUAUUUUGGCUAUU